Molecule: messenger RNA, 822 nt
Organism: Chlorella variabilis
Lineage: Eukaryota; Viridiplantae; Chlorophyta; Trebouxiophyceae; Chlorellales; Chlorellaceae
Exons: 5
Coding region: 1-822 (273 amino acids)
Biological process (GO): ceramide biosynthetic process
Cellular component (GO): endoplasmic reticulum; membrane
Molecular function (GO): sphingosine N-acyltransferase activity
Source: RefSeq, a predicted model, not a curated record
AUGCCCACCACCGCGACGGCAGCCGCCUGCUUGAGGAGGAACGGCGGCUGCUGGUUCCUCAACACCUCCACCUGCCUGGUGGGGUGGCCCAACCUGCCCACCGAGCCCGAGGUACGACGGUACUAUCAGCUGGAGCUGGCAUGGUACCUGCACAUGCUGCUCAAGCCGGUGCUGCGGUACGGCCUGCCAGACGGGCGCGACAUGCUCAUCCACCACGCCGCCUCCCUCACCCUCAUCGUCAUCUCUUACGUCACCAACCUGACGCGGCUCGGCACCGUGGUGCUGGGCACUUUUGCCAUGAGCAACCCGCUGCUGCACCUGGCCAAGAUCUGCAACCAGCUGAGCCUGGGGCCCCUGAAGAUCGGCGGCUUCAUGAUCUUCGCCCUCAUCUUCUUCCUCUCCCGCAUCCUGCUGGUGCCCUGGGCGGUGCUCAAGGUCACCUGGCUGGACUGCAGGCACGAGGUGCCAUAUGCUGUGGAGGACUUUUGGGCCAUCCACCUCGUGUACAGCCUGCUGCUCACCCUGCUGUACGCCAUGCAGCUGCUGUGGAUGCGCGGCAUCCUGCGCGUGCUCAGGAGCGCCCUGCAGCACGGCAGCGACGCGGCGUCGCACAUGAGCGCCCGCAUCGACCCCGCCAAGCGUUACAAGGUGGGGGCAGACCCCGGGGCGCCGCCGGUACGUGGCGCAGCUGCCGCGCAGCACGGCGGCAGCAAUGGAGCAGCCAACGGGGCGCUUCCCAGGACGCCUUCGCCGCCAGAUCCGCCCACGCUGCCCAAGGGCAGCAACGGCGGCGAGGGCGCUACCGGGCGCAAGAACAGAUGA